AUUUAAUCUUGGAAUGAAUUAUUUCAUGCCAAUACUGAUAGUAUUUGCUUGUUUGCAAGAUCAUGUGCAAUCAAAAUGUGCAGGCACAUCUGGAACUGAAUGUUGUUUUGGAUUCUCAUGGGAUUCUUUGAGCCAAAGUUGCAAACCGUGCAGACCUGGAUUUGAUGGAAUAAAUUGUAGUAAAACGUGUAGAUAUCCUAACUUUGGAGUGGAGUGUCAAGGAGAAUGUAAAUGUCCACCUGAAUUGUGUGAUUUCUCCUUAGGCUGCGUGAUAACAUCAACAAAAGAGGAGUUCUCGGAAAGCACAACAGGAAUUUCAGAAACUUACAGACAGGCAACUAAAUCUAACGCAGAAAAUGAAUCAGAGCAAGUGCUGUUUAGAUUUCACAAACAAUGGUUAAUUGUAGUCUUCAGUUUGUUCUGUACUAUUAUUGCAAUCAUUGUAAUAUUUAUUUGCUGCGGAAAAAAAAUAAGGGGUGCAUUUUGCAAGAAAAGAAGUGCAAAGUCACAAGGUCAGAAUAUGACCCGACGGUCUUCAGAUUCAUACACUCAUUUGAAGGAGAAUAUUUCUAACCAGGGCAGGAUUAAGAAUCAUUGUACAUUUCACGAAGUUAAAGACGCGCAUUCAAUUUAUGAAGAAAUUGACUCGGAUACAACAACUAAAUUCAAGAGUCACCCGUCAUUUCUAAGAAAUCAGACCGAUUUUGGACUUUCACCGAAAGAAGGUACAACUUAUAUUGAGAUAAUUGAAUCUGAAGAUGGUCCAAGUAAUACUAAUAACAAAAAGGUGGAAGUUCAAGACAAGGACGAUGAUAAAACGGAAAUCAUGCAAUCAAGUUAUAUCGAAAUGUGUCAACAAUCCGAGGACAACAAUUCCUAUCUAUCUGCAGUUUAGACGACUUAAAAUAAAGCUACGACCAAAUGCACAUAUUCGUUCGCCAACAACAAUAAAUAAAUUUUAUUUUACUUUUACACUUGCCUCCAUUGUCUAUAAUAGUAUUCAUUUAUAUUUGUAACUUUCAUGCAUUGUUUAA
Molecule: messenger RNA, 1034 nt
Organism: Saccostrea cuccullata (small rock oyster)
Lineage: Eukaryota; Metazoa; Mollusca; Bivalvia; Ostreida; Ostreidae
Exons: 4
Coding region: 14-895 (293 amino acids)
Source: RefSeq, a predicted model, not a curated record